Molecule: messenger RNA, 2381 nt
Organism: Planococcus citri (citrus mealybug)
Lineage: Eukaryota; Metazoa; Arthropoda; Insecta; Hemiptera; Pseudococcidae
Exons: 2
Coding region: 269-2107 (612 amino acids)
Source: RefSeq, a predicted model, not a curated record
UAGUGUGUGUGAUUAUCACUUAUCAGUCCCAUCCCAUAAUUGAAUUUAUGGUCGCUCUCCUAACUUUGAAUAUUUCUCAGUGAAUGAAAGUUUUAUUCCAGUGAACGAUUAAUAAUUUCAAAAUUUCUUGUCGUGGGUAACUUGAUGCUACUGAAGAAUGAAUUUGUCUUUGACUUUCGGCAGGCUGUGGAGACGUUAUACUGAUUACUGAUUGAAAAGUUGUACGAAACAUUGGUUUGGAUUGAAAUAGUGUCUUAAUCCAGAAUAAAUGGCUGAAAUCACUUCUGACGUGUUCGAUAUUUUUCAUCCAACUCCAGUUGCUCUGAGAGAGUUAUCAGCGAUCGCCAUUAGCCUCGAAAUAUGGCGCUGCGAAAUAAAUAAAUACCGUUCGAGCAAUACAUUGAACGAGUUUCGUCCAUUUGGGGAUCCUACAAUCUCAUCGAAAACCCUGAUUCGCGAUUUGCCUUCAAUAAUUUAUCGUAUGAUUGAUAAAUAUGCCAAAAUAUUUGGAGAUUCGAUUAAUUACUGGCUAUGGAGACAUCAUACCGCAGUAUUUCAUUUUCAUUACGGCAAUGAAAACUCUGUUUUGGAAUACUUCGAAGAUUUUGUAUGCGAUUACGACGGAACCAUUGAUUACGAGAGGACUGCCAAACGAAUGAUGCAGUGUGAUCGAUUUGAUGUGCAUCAAAAGUUCUUAAUUGCUUGUACGUAUUGUUUCAAAGACGAUAUCAUACGAAUUUGGCCAUUUGGAUUGGAAAAGACGGACUCGCUGUAUGAAAGAUAUUCUGAAAAUUCGCGAUUUACGUAUUGGAUUGAUUUUAUCGGAAAUGAUAUCAAGAUAACCGAACCUCCUAUCGAAGAAUGUAUGUUUGAUGAAUUCAUGUCUCACAACAGAUCAUCUUUGGAAUAUUUCUGGAAUCUUGUCUCAUCGGAAAAUCGUCUGCGGAAAGCUAUCGAGCUUUUUAUCGCUGAUUUACCUUCGUUUGUUAGAUUCAUAUUGCCAAAAUUGGAUGAUCAACAGCUCACUGGAUUUCUUCAUAAAGCUGGCUGCGAAUUGUUAUACGCUUUGUUGAAAAAUUCUUGUUACGAUGAAGAAGUGGCUCUAUCGACAUGGAUUUACGUUAAAAAUGCAAUGAACGAGAUCGCUUUCACAAAUUUAAUCAUGAAAGUGGUGCAAAGUGAGGUUAGGGGAAGCUGUGUGAGUUCCGUAUUGGAUGUUGAUGACUAUGAUUAUGAUUGGCCAGACGAACAUUGUGUCGAUGGGAGACGCGAUCUUGAUAGGUUUGUUCAAUUAUGUUUGGAAAUAUGGAACACUGCUGGUGAAAAUUUGAAACGUUCGGCUGUCAGAGACAUUACAUCGAAUGAUCGAUUAUUUGUAGACAUAUUCUUCUGCAUUGGAUAUCCACCAAUCUCGAGAGAAUUUAAGUUCUUAUUCGCUGUCCUCUCUCACGCCACCUAUGAGCAGAAGAACGCUUUCUGGCAUAAUUGCUGGCAAUAUUUGAUUACUAAAACAUGGGUCGAAGAUUUAGAUAAAAUAAUGCGGCUAUGUUUUCGAGACGAAGAUGAGAUAUUUCAAUUCAAGAAAAACAUCAUGGCCGAUGACGAAGAGGCGCUUGAUUAUUGUAGUACUUUACUAACCUUGGCUUAUUUCGAGGAAUUGAAUCAAUUCGCGAAAUUUUUACUGCCGGAAAUGCAAGCAGCGAGAAAUUUUAAACAGAAAAUUCUGAGGUUAGCGUUUCUCAAUGAUCGAUUUAAUGAUUCUUGCAUAGAGAUCGUCAAGAAACGAAAAGAGUUCGAUGAAUUUAUUAAAGAUGCAUAUGGCAGUGUCGAUCUGUCUACAGACUUCAAAAAUGAGCUGAUGUCGUCACCGUCGGUCCAAAGGAGAUUAUCAAUUGAUGCUUUAUAUGUACCUAUAGAACAGCUUAUUGAGUUUAUUGACACUUUUGUCUCGACGGAGCGAAUUCUUCUGGGGAUAAAAUCUCGUAUGAUUGAUUACUUAAAGGCAAAUGCAGCAGAUUUUAAACUCACAAAAUCGGAAUCUUCGUUCACCUCUCUUUUAUCGUGGUGUUUGGAAGGUAAUGAGGAAAUUUCAAAAUACAUGAGCUGAGCCAUUUAUAAUUUAGUUUUGAAGUAAUAAUUACAUAUUAGGUACUAAUUGAACUUGGUGGAAUGUGUUUUUUAUAUCGUAAAAUUCGUGUUCUGGGGUGAUCUUGUCGAUCCAUAUUUUCACUUUCGGAUUACCUAUCUCGUUAUUUUUUAAAAAAUUUUUCGUUUUGUAUAACUUCAUUUUAUUCAUGUAAAUUGUCCAUAUUUUAUACCUACGAGUGUAGGAUUUCAAUCAUGUUAAGCGGUAAUUAAUUACAAUCAACUAUGCAAACGUA